Molecule: messenger RNA, 369 nt
Organism: Staurois parvus
Lineage: Eukaryota; Metazoa; Chordata; Amphibia; Anura; Ranidae
Source: the annotation of a GenBank genome assembly
AAAUAUGAGUCGGCAGUCAACCGUUCAACUAAGAAGACUUGGGCAGAGAUUCGUCAGCAGCGAUGGUCUUGGGCAGGAGCGCUUAAUCAGAACACUCCUAAAGGAGACAGGAACUUGCAGCUCAGUCCUUGGGAAAGCAGUAUUGUAGAUCGGUUGAUGACACCCACCCUGUCCUUUCUGGCAAGAAGCCGGAGUGCAGCAAACCUCCCAGGAAACAGCAGAGAUCUGAGUUCGUUAGUAUGUCCUCGUUCUGCCUCUGCAAGUCCACUAACUUCUUGUAAUGGUCACAAGCAUCGUUGUUCAGAACGUCGGAGGACCACAGCCGGCAGCCCUGAUGUAACACCCAGGAAGCGCAGUGACACAUCUCCG